CCUAUCGUGGAGGAAUGAAGGCGGAGUAUCAAAUAUGUGUUCUCUCCUGUUAUUUGACAGUCAUUGACGAAAAAUCUGGUGCCCAUCAGUUCAGACUUUUAUGGAUCACCCCUAUGAAGAAGCAGGCUUACAAUGGGACAGAGUACCUCGGAAGAAGAGGUCCAAAUAAAUGGCCCAGAGGACGAGUUUAAUGAAAUCAAGACAUUUGUGGAGGAGGAGCUGCAGACGAGUAUGAUGAUGGGGAUCGUAAUUGGUGCUGGUGUCGCCAUAGUCAUCAUUGCAAUCCUCUUCUUCUUCAUACUGCGGCGGAUCCACCUUCGAAACCUAGAAGCACAGGAGGCCCCUAAAUAUCGCUUUCGCAAGAGGGACAAAGUCAUGUUCUAUGGGCGAAAGAUCAUGCGUAAAGUCUCCCAGUCUACCUCUUCCUUGGUGGGUACAUCGUCCUCUUCUCGACCACGCCUGAAAAAGAAGCAGAAGAUGCUCAACAUUGCCAAAAAGAUCCUGCGCUUUAAGAAGGAAGUGCCUACAUUGGAGGCUAAGGAGCCUCCUCCAUCCGUAUUAGAGGCUGAUCUUACAGAAUUUGACGUGGCCAAUUCUCACCUUCCUUCUGAGGUGCUUUAUAUGCUCAAAAAUGUCCGUGUUCUGGGCCAUUUUGAGAAGCCCCUCUUUUUAGAGCUCUGCAAGCACAUGGUGUUUGUACAAUUCCAACAAGGGGAGUAUGUCUUCAGACCUGGCCAGCCGGAUAGCAGCAUCUACGUGGUUCAAGAUGGAAAACUAGAACUGUGCCUUACUGGAAUGGAUGGCAAAGAAAGUGUUGUGAAGGAGGUUUUCCCUGGAGACAGCGUCCACAGCCUCCUUAGCAUUUUAGAUGUCAUCACGGGCCACCAGAAGCCUUACAGAACAGUGUCGGCACGUGCUGCUGAGGUUUCCACUGUUCUUCGUUUACCAGUAGAGGCCUUCCUGUCUAUAUUUGAGAAGUAUCCAGAGAGCCUGGUGCGGGUUGUACAGAUUAUCAUGGUUCGUCUCCAGAGAGUAACCGUUUUAGCCCUGCACAACUACCUGGGCCUAACUAAUGAGCUUUUCAGCCAUGAAUUGCAUCCUUCACGCCAGCCGCCUCUGUCUCCUCACCCGACCCGCACCAGUCCCAUCCGCCAUGGCAAGCGCUUUGGCAGUCUGACAGUGCCUGAGGAGCAACGUGAAGCUGCCAUAAAAAGUGCAAUGUCUGGAGAUCAAGGGAAGGAUGGAGUUACACUCAGCAGGACCAUUUCCAUGCCUGUAGAUAUUGCUAGUUUACAGAAAGGUCUUAAAUCAGACUUUGACAUGGCAUAUGAAAGGGGGCGGAUCUCUGUGUCUGCUGAAGAUGGCAACACUCCGCCCAACUUUACUCGGUCUGUUUCCCAGGAGCAGCGGGAGAGGAAGGUGACAGUGGAAGAGGUUCCCUCUGGGAUCUACUUAUAUCCAGAGGAAGAGGCAGGGGUGGACAAUAUUUUCACAACUGUAACCUGCCGAUCCAGUUCAGCAUUGUUUGAGGAAGCUCAGAAAGAAAUCCUUAAACUCAUGCGAAUUGAGGACCCCUCUCUGUUAAAUGGAAAAGUGACUUUACAUCACGCUAAAGCUGGAGCUGUCUUAGCCAGACAAGGUGACCAGGACGUGAGUCUGCACUUUGUCCUGUCUGGUUGCCUGCAUGUCUACCAGAGGAUGAUAAAUAAGCAAGAAGCUGUCUGCCUGUUUGUGACCCACCCAGGGGAGAUGGUGGGACAGCUCGCUGUGCUUACUGGAGAGCCUCUCAUUUUUACCAUCAAAGCCAUACGAGACUGCACUUACCUCAAGAUAUCUAAAUCCGAUUUCUAUGAGAUUAUGCGGGAGCAACCUAGCGUGGUGUUGAGCGCAGCGCACACCGUGGCCAUCCGGAUGUCACCUUUUGUCAGGCAGAUGGACUUUGCUAUUGAUUGGAUGGCUGUAGAAGCGGGUAGAGCCCUCUACAGACAAGAUGAUAGGUCAGACUGCACAUAUAUUGUUCUGAACGGACGUCUGCGUUCGGUGAUCCGCAAAGCAAAUGGCAAGAAAGAACUUGUUGGGGAAUAUGGAAGAGGAGACCUCAUUGGAGUGGUUGAGGCAUUGACCAAACAGCCAAGAGCCACUACUGUACAUGCAGUAAGAGACACUGAACUGGUUAAGCUGCCUGAGGGGACACUCAACAACAUUAAAAGACGAUAUCCUCAGGUGGUGACGAGGCUGAUCCAUCUAUUGGGCCAAAAAAUUCUGGGGAACCUUCAACAAGGUCGAGGUCCAUUCUCAGGGUCAGCCCUAAGUCUGCCUACCAUGGCCACCAGUACUGAUGUAACCAACCCUGCCAGCAACCUCUCGACUGUAGCUGUGUUACCAGUAUGUGACGAAGUGCCAAUUAAUGCAUUCAACAUGGAGCUUAGCCAUGCCCUCAAUGCAAUUGGUCCAACUUUGCUAUUGACUAGUGACAUAAUCAGAGAGCGACUUGGAGCAUCUGCUUUGGACAGCAUCCAUGAGUACCGUUUGUCCGGUUGGCUGGCCCAGCAGGAGGACAUCAAUCGAAUUGUCUUAUACCAGACUGACAACAGCAUGACCCCAUGGACUCAGCGCUGCAUUCGUCAAGCAGACUGCAUCCUUAUUGUUGGCCUGGGAGACCAGGAACCUACCCUAGGAGAGUUGGAGCAGAUGCUGGAGAACACAGCAGUCCGUGCAUUGAAACAGCUGAUCCUUCUCCACAGAGAGGAUAGUCCAGGUCCUUCCAGGACUGUCGAGUGGCUUAACAUGCGCAGCUGGUGCUCAGGGCAUCUUCACUUAAAGUGUCCUCGCAGGGUCUUUUCCAGACGUAGCCCCAGCAAACUGAGAGAAGUCUACGAAAAGGUUUUUGAGAAAACGGCAGAUAGGCACAGUGAUUUUUCUCGGCUGGCCCGAAAGCUGACUGGAAACAGUAUAGCCCUUGUGCUGGGAGGAGGCGGAGCAAGGGGUUGUUCUCAUGUAGGUGUAAUUAAAGCUAUGGAGGAGGCAGGGAUUCCCAUUGACAUUGUUGGCGGGACAUCUAUUGGUUCAUUCAUUGGUGCUUUGUACGCUGAGGAGCGAAGUGCCGUCAGAACCAAGCAGAGAGCCAGAGAGUGGUCAAAGGCCAUGAACUCUGUAUUCAAAACGGUCCUGGAUCUUACCUAUCCCAUCACCUCCAUGUUCUCUGGGUCUGCAUUCAACACAAGCAUCUACAAGGUUUUCCAGGAUAAGCAAGCUGAGGACUUGUGGCUACCAUAUUUCAAUGUCACCACAGAUAUCACAGCGUCUGCCAUGCGUGUUCACCAAGACGGUUGCGUCUGGCGGUAUGUUAGAGCCAGCGCCUCCUACACCCCCUAUUUACCUCCCCUCUGCGAUCCCAAGGAUGGCCACUUGCUUGUGGACGGUUGCUAUGUAAACAAUGUCCCAGCGGAUAUUGCCAGGAACAUGGGUGCCAAAACGGUCAUUGCCAUCGAUGUGGGCAGCCAGGACGAGACAGACCUCUGUAACUAUGGCGACUGUCUGUCUGGCUGGUGGUUGCUGUGGAAACGAAUCAAUCCCUGGGCUGAAAAAGUCAAGGUGCCGGACAUGGCAGAGAUCCAGUCUCGGCUGGCCUACGUGUCUUGUGUGCGGCAAUUAGAAGUGGUCAAGAAGAGUGCUUAUUGCGAGUACAUUAGACCGCCAAUUGAUCGUUUCAAGACCAUGGACUUUGGAAAGUUUGAUGAGAUUUACGAUGUGGGCUUCCAGCACGGUAAACUGGUGUUCACUGGCUGGGCCAGAGGUGACAUCAUUGAAAACAUGCUAAGGGACCACCGAUCAGCCGACUACAACGACAGCAAAAGAGUCGAUUCAUGUACAUGUCAAGGAGCUGACUUCACCGACCUUGCUGAGAUUGUAUCCAGGAUAGAGCCAGUCCAAAACUACGUCUCUGCUGAGGCGGAGGAGUCAGACUGUCUGACAGAGUACGAGGAAGAUGGGAUGGAUACUGUGAGAGAGGAAGAAGGACAGGAGGAGGAAGAAGAGGUAGAAGACCCAGAGGACCAGUCCCCAGGAGAGUGGGUUCCGAAUGGAGUCUUUCAGACUGAUGAAGAAAAGUCUGUAAGGCAACGUAGGAAACUCACCAAUGACGCCUCAGAAGUCUCUGAUUGCUGACAGCAAGCUGCAGCAGAAGAUUUUGAAGUGGAUCAUAAGCCAACAAAGAACUUGAACUAGUAGCUUCACUUCAGAUUUUUCUGGAAAACCUUUUUUUUGUGUGUACUUUUUUUUCUCUGGAACUCAUCCUCUAAGUCUAAGCUGUCUCAGCACCUCUGAGAUAACGGAAAGUGGCUUGCUUAUUCUGUUCCGCAAGAUGUUAAGAGGAUUUUUCAACCACGGAUUUCAAAAGGGGCCCUUUCACUUCAUGUACUCUAAUUCUUCAAACAGCGACAGGACUCCAAUAAGCAACCCUACAUCGGAGGACCUUUCACAGCACUGCAGUAGAUAGAUAGCUGCGAAAUGGCUAGAAAGACGCUUCAAUGCAUGCCUCCUGAGUAUUAAUAUACACUGUGUAUGUGUCAUAGUUGCAGGACACUGAAAGAUAAUGUUGACCAGAAACAGGGAAUGCCCGACAAAAUGAGGAUUGAAAGAUUUGUAUGGGACUUAAAGAUAUUUUUUUUUAAUGUCUUUUAAGAAAUUGAGAUAGACCAGUAAAUUAACUGUGAUUUUAAUUUAAUUUAUUGUAAAUUAGCACACGACGGCAGCUUGCUUUCUGUAGUUGAGAAGCAAGGAGAGAGAGAGAAUGAUUCUGUGUGUUUAUUAUAACUGCGAUUGUCAAACUGCAAAAGCCUUGCAGCCAGCUUUGAACUCCCGCCCGCUGUUUGCCACAAAGCGACAAGACUGUUUUAAUUUUGACUGUACAGCAGGGGUGUCAAACUCAUUUUGCAUUCGUGGGCCACAUUUAUGCCAAUUAGUUAGAUCAACCGGAUGAGUACAUUUUGGAUUUUGGACAAUUACUCCUCACACACACACACACAUUUUUUAUAAAUAAAUAAAAUACACUGAAUACAUACAAUAUUCACAAUUUCUGAAGAUUAUCUUUUUGGAAAUAUUUUUUAAAAAUCAACCAAACAAACUUCGCAAAAAUAAGUGUACAAGUUGUCCUCGGGUUACGAACAAGUUUCAACUGCUCACUUAGACACAAAGAGUUGCCACAGCAACUGUUUAACAAUCAAUCAAUCAAAUUAAAGGCCCUCAAAGUGCUUUACAACAAAAACAUUGCUCAAGAUAAAUAAAAGGCAGGAAAGUAUUAUACAAUGACAUUAAAAAGAAAUGAAACAAAAACAGCACAUCGUGAAAAGUCCAGCAAAUGAAACGAUAAAACCGAUAAAAUUCAAAAACAUUAAAAACCCUGAAGCAAAUAAAACCAGGCUAUCCUAAUCUGUGGAAAAGCCGAGUCUAAAAAGGUGUGUUUUUAAUCGAGACUUAAAAAGACCUAGAUCCGUAGUGGUGCGGAUUUCAGAGGGAAGGCUCUUCCACAGCCUGGGGGCAGCAACCGCAAAAGAUCAGUCUCCCCACUGUUUAAGUUUCGACCUCGGAACAUGUAAAAGAAGCUGGCCGGUUGAACGAAGAGUCCUGCCAAAGUUACGGAAGGUUAAAAUUUCCGAUAAAUAAUAUGUAGCCUGUUUAAUAGAAUUAAAAACAAACAGUAAAAGUUUGAAAUCAAUUCUAAAAUGGACUGGAACGACAAGGUAAACGAUGAUUGACGCAUGCGGCACUUUGACGUUUCGGCUUCCAUGCUCUCUCUUGAUAGAUCAAACCUUAAUGUCUGUCAAUCAUUGUUAACUUUACUAAGCAACUCCUGUGCACUGCCCGACCAAGAAAAGCAGAUUUACAGUGGGGCAAAUAAGUAUUUAGUCGACCACCAAUUGUGCAAGUUCUCCUACUUGAAAAGAUUUAGAGAGGCCUGUAAUUGUCAACAUUGGUAAACCUCAACCAUGAGAGACAGAAUGUGGAAAAAAAUAAACAGAAAAAUCACAUUGUUUGAUUUUUAAAGAAUUUAUUUCCAAAUUAGAAUGGAAAAUAAGUAUUUGGUCACCUACAAACAAGCAAGAUUUCUGGCUGUCAAAGAGGUCUAACUUCUUCUAACGAGGCUCCACUCGUUACCUGUAUUAAUGGCACCUGUUUUAACUCAUUAUCGGUAUAAAAUACACCUGUCCACAACCUCAGUCAGUCACACUCCAAACUCCACUAUGGCCAAGACCAAAGAGCUGUCGAAGGACACCAGAGACAACAUUGUACACCUGCACCAGGAUGGGAAGACUGAAUCUGCAAUAGGUAAAACGCUUGGUGUAAAGAAAUCAACUGUGGAAGCUAUUAUUAGAAAAUGGAACACAUACAAGACCACUGAUAAUCUCCCUCGAUCUGGGGCUCCAUGCAAGAUCUCACCCCGUGGCGUCAAAAUGAUAACAAGAACGGUGAGCAAAAAUCCCAGAACCACAGAGACCUGGGACCACAGUAACAAAGGCUACUAUCAGUAACACAAUGCGCCGCCAGGGACUCAAAUCCUGCACUGCCAUACGUGUCCCCCUGCUGAAGAAAGUCCAUGUCCAGGCCCGUCUGCGGUUUGCUAGAGUUCAUUUGGAUGAUCCAGAAGAGGACUGGGAGAAUGUGUUAUGGUCAGAUGAAACCAAAAUAGAACUUUGUGGUAGAAACACAGGUUCUCGUGUUUGGAGGAGAAAGAAUACUGAAUUGCAUCUGAAGAACACCAUACCCACUGUGAAGCAUGGGGGUGGAAACAUCAUGCUUUGGGGCUGUUUUUCUGCAAAGGGACCAGGAUGACUGAUCUGUGUAAAAGAAAGAAUGAAAAGGUCCAUGUAUCGAGAAAUUUUGAGUGAAAAUCUCCUUCCAUCAGCAAGGGCAUUGAAGAUGAGAUGUGGCUGGGUCUUUCAGCAUGACAAUGAUCCCAAAUACACAGCCAGGGCAACAAAGGAGUGGCUUCGCAAGAAGCAUUUCAAGGUCCUGGAGUGGCCUAACCAGUCUCCAGAUCUCAACCCCAUAGAAAAUCUGUGGAGGGAGUUGAAAGUCCGUGUUGCCCAACGACAGCCCCAAAACAUCACUGCUCUAGAGGAGAUCUGCAUGGAGGAAUGGGCUAAAAUACCAGUGUGUGAAAAGCUUGUGAAGAGUUACAGAAAACGUUUGGCCUACGUUAUUGCCAACAAAGGGUUUAUAACAAAGUAUUGAGAAGAACUUUUGGUAUUGACCAAAUACUUAUUUUCCACCACGAUUUGCAAAUAAAUUCUUUAAAAAUCAAACAAUGUGAUUUUCUGUUUUUUCCCCCCCACAUUUUGUCUCUCACGGUUGAGGUAUACCCAUGUUGACAAUUAUAGGCCUCUAAAAUUUUUAAGUGGGAGAACUUGCACAAUUAGUGGUUGACUAAAUACUUAUUUGCCCCACUGUAUGUCUGAAUUUAGGGCAUUUACAAACAGAACUUUCAAGUUACGAAACUACUUCCAGAACCAAUUAAUUUUGCAAAUAGAGGUACCACUGUAUAGCAUUGUUUAAAUUUUUUUUUUUUUUUAAAUCAGACAUUGUCGGCAGUUACUCAUUACCAGAGUAUUCUUUCAGAGUAUUCUUCCCCUGAAUGCUUUUUUUACUUGUAAUUUUUGGGGGGGAUGACUACUUUUAAGUGAGUAAUAUUAUUCUGACGUAACGCUACUCUUAUUUUGAGUAAAAUAUCUAAUAUAGGAUGGGAAGAGUACGCACUCGCUCACACAAGUCUAAGCACCUUCGGUUUUAUGGUGCUCAUUUCAAAACAAAAGCAUCUAGUUCUGUAUGUACUAUAUGAAUGAACUAAAAUGAACAACCUCAUGGGCUUCAUUGGACCGCCAUGUGGGCCAUACGUUUGACACUUCUGCUCUACAGGAACACCAGGCAGCUACUUUAUGGUCUCAUGCAAACAAAAGUAAUGCCACACAGUACAACAUACCCGCGUAGAACUUUUUUUGACUCUACUGAAAAGCAAUUUAAUUAAAUAGUUUCAAUUGUGUUACUUGCCAGAUCUAUUGUAUUAAAGCAACACUCGGUAACUUUUCAACCUUUAUAAAGUAUUUUCAUAACGUUUGUGAUAAUAUGUUGACUGAAAACUAGUUGAAUGACACUGCUUUUAUAUCUUGAGGGGGUCUCUAUCGCUUUCACCGGCAAUAAUUAACUCAUUCACUCCCAGCCAUUUACACCGGAGAAAGGCCCUUCGCUCCCGGCCGUUUUACUGGAUUUUGACUGAUUUUGGAAGGCCCACAGAAAAUUCUUUUCUAUUGCUAUAUAAACAUGGAACCCACCAAAAGAAAGAUUAGACUCUCUUCUUUCAGCAGAAAAAAAGUUAGUUCAUAUCUUUUUACAUUCUUUCGAAAUCAGCAUUAGAAAAUAGCUUAGUUUGAGCAAUUUUCCAAUUUCUGUUGAAAAAACGGAGAAAUUGAGCUUUUUGUGAAACAUAACUUUAACUUAUACACAGCUAUUUUUUCCUUUAGUUACAUCCCAAACAUCUGAAUAAUGUUUUCCUUUUACAAAAUAAGAUUAACAACAAGACAAAUAGAGCUUUUGAUAGCUAAGUAACAAUUUAUUUACACAUAACUAACUGAAAGAUGACGCUGUUCUGGCCACGACAGCCGGUUAAACUUUUCCCUCAUCACUGUCUGUCUCAUAAAGAUGAAUUUUUUUGAGUCUCUGCGGGCUCUGCUCGCGAGCAGCACGGGCUCGAAGGCAUCGUCCGCUGCACUAGUGGUCCCGGCCGUUCUGCUCGGUCGUCCAGCACCUGGCAUCCCGGGCGUCCUACCGGUUGUUCUGCUCGGUCAUCCGCCGCCUGGCAUCCAUUCGGUUGUCUUCCGCCGGCGCCCGGCCGUGCGGCUGGGCCGUCUGUUGCCAUUGAAUCGGGUUGCGGCUCUUACCAAAUGCGCUACUGCCCUCCAGUGGCCAGUUUUAUUGCUUUAAAAUGGAUUUUCAGAUUUGUGCUUUGGAGCUAAAUUGAAUCAGAACUCAGAGAGAUCUUUUUUGAAAAACAAAAACGUAAAAUAAAUACGUCUCUGGAACACUGAAACAAUUAAAAAUAGAAUGUUUUUAUUAGGGGUGUCAAACGAUUAAAAUUUUUAAUCGAGUUAAUUACAGCUUAAAAAUUAAUCACAAUUUAUCGCAAUUCAAAUUAUCUAUAAAAUAUGCCAUUUUUUUUCUGUAAAUUAUUGUUGGAAUGGAAAGAUAAGACACAAGAAGGAUCUAUACAUUCAACAUACGGUACAUAAGUACUGUAUUUCUUUAUUAUAACAAUAAAUCAACAAGAUGGCAUUACCAUUAUUAACAUUCCGUUAAAGCGAUCCAUGGAUAGAAAGACUUGUAGUUCUUAAAAGAUAAAUGUUAGUACAAGUUAUAGAAAUGUUAUAUUAAAACCCCUCUUCAUGUUUUUGCUUUAAUAAAAUUUGUAAAAUUUUCAAUCAAAAAAUAAAGUAGUAGCCCGCCAUUGUUGAUGUCAAUAAUUACUUACACAAUGCUCAUGGGUGCUGAAGCCUAUAAAAUCAGUCGCACCCAAGCGCCAGCAGAGGGCGCCAAACUCCGAGAAACACAACAAGUACACAUUUCACUGUGCAGUCAUUUUAAUCUGUCUGAGCGGGGGCAUUUGUGCGUUAAUUGCGUCAAAUAUUUUAACGUGAAUAAUUUUAAAAAAUAAUUACCGCCCAUUAACGCGAUAAUUUUGACAGCCCUAGUAUUUAUACGUUUUUGGGAGCAGAUGAGUUAGUAUUUAUACGUUUUUGGGAGCAGAUGAGUUAACUUUGAGAAGGGUGGCAGGAACCCUGCCACACAAAAAUACUUCAGAUGUGCUAAUUGCUUAACGGCAUAUGUCACUUCCCCCUUUCUCCAUUCAUUAUAAAGACUGAAGUCGAUGCGAACACUUUCGCGCGAAUUCUGCAAAGAUGGCAGAGCAAUAAAACAGACAAAAAGUUUUGUCUGAGGAGGAAAAAAAAAGCAAACUAGCAGGAUAGACAGAAUAAACAUUGGCCCGGCUUUCACUCGCUGGCGUGAUGCCCCCUUCCAUCCCCCCAUGGUUGGGGAGGUUAGCCACACGGUUGCUAAACAUCAUAUCAUAUUGUUUAGCCACAACUGGAUGCAUUACCUAAUGACUAUUCAUCCUUCACACAACCACUGGAAACAGAAAUCUUGUUGCGCCGAUCAUGUUUUUUUGCUCCCGAUCCCGAUCGUUUUAGUUUGAGUAUCUGCCGAUCCCGAUAUUUCCCGAUCCGAUUGCUUUUUUUUUUUUUUUUUGCUCCCGAUUCAAU
Messenger RNA from Corythoichthys intestinalis (scribbled pipefish), 10310 nucleotides. It is a transcript of the gene pnpla6, whose product is annotated as patatin-like phospholipase domain containing 6. Bases 133 to 4167 code for a protein of 1344 amino acids. Gene Ontology annotation, biological process: phosphatidylcholine metabolic process. Gene Ontology annotation, cellular component: endoplasmic reticulum. Gene Ontology annotation, molecular function: phosphatidylcholine lysophospholipase A1 activity. The record is from RefSeq and is a predicted model, not a curated record. The transcript has 36 exons. NCBI's taxonomy places the organism in Eukaryota, Metazoa, Chordata, Actinopteri, Syngnathiformes, Syngnathidae.